AUGUGUCAUACGUGCGGAGGCUGCGAGGAGAAGAGCUGUCAGGAGAACGCUGCCUCUCGCUUGAAGAGGAGGAGGCGGUGGGGAAAGGCCGGUGACGAACGCAGGAUCACCAAAAAAUCCGGCGGUGCUCAGGGGCUGCCAUCCCCGGCUCACCCCUCCGGCCGGGCUUCGCUCGGCUCCCCCGGCACAGGGCUCAGCCUCUCGGAGCUGCCCCAGCCCCCGCGGAGCCGCUCCCAGCCGCCACCGGGCAGCGGAAAUCCCCCGCAGCCCGGCCCGACCCUGCCCGGGGCGUCGAGCGGCGCUCCCCGCGCCCGGGGCUCUCCGGGCAGUCCCCGGCCCUCUGGCGGGGCGCUCUCCUACCGCCACCAUCACUUCCCCCCUGCUCCGGGGCCGCGCUGUCAGCUCACCCCCCGCGACGUCCCGCGCACCGCAGGCCGAGAGCCAACACCCCACCGGGAGCGGUAUCCGGCCGCCGGGAGCCGAAACCCCCCUCCCCUCGUCGCCCGAGAGCCUUCGCCGGACCGCCGGUCUCGCUCCCUCCCCGAGGAAAGUCACUUUAUUCCCCGCUCCAACAUGGCUGCUCCCCCCGCCGCCGCCGCCGCAGCAGCAGCUUUCUCCUCGCCACGGCUCCCCGCCGCCGCCACCGGAGAGCGGCCGCAGGCCGUGCCCGGGAGCCGCCCGGCCGGCCGCUGGCGGUGCCGAGAGCGUCAGCCGAGCCGGGCCGCGGGGGUGUGCGAGGAAGGGGCAAGCCGAGGCGAGCCGGGCUGGGCUGCGCGUCCCCGCUGCGGGCUGACGCCUCCGCCCGCUCGCACUGAGCCAGCCCCGCCGGCUCCGGGCGCAGGAGGGGCCGCGGGGACGCCCGUGCGCCGGCGACACCUGGCGGCCGGGGCGGCCCCGGCUGAGCCGGCGGCUGCGCGGGGAGCGGGGGGGUCAGGGCGGAGCGCGGGGAAUGCCCCGAGCGGCGGCGCGGGGAGCGGGGGUUGCCGCAGUGCUUUUCUGGGCCGCCCGCCCCGCUGCGGGGCAGCCCGGCCGCGCCGAGCCGAGUGGGGCGCUGCUGCGGUUCGCCGAUCCUCCAGCGGCCCUGCGCGGCCGCCUCCUCCCGCGGGAGGAAGUGGGUCUCAUCGGCAGAGGCUCCCGGGAAGCCGCCCCGGGGCCCUGCGUGCUGCUGGCCGUCCGAGGGGUCUCCCCGAGCCGUUUCGAGUGGGUAGAAAAGGGGCAUUUGCUCUCUUCAUUUUACCGGUUCCUUGGCAGCGUUUCCGCUUGGGUUUGCAGGGCGAUUUAGCUCAUCUCUCAGGCAUCCCCCUGCUCCCCCUUCCUACGGCUGGCGCAUUAGUAACCGAAGUUCAGGGAAGCCGGGUGUCUCAUUAG
Lonchura striata (white-rumped munia) is the source of this 1368-nucleotide messenger RNA. NCBI's taxonomy places the organism in Eukaryota, Metazoa, Chordata, Aves, Passeriformes, Estrildidae. The record is from RefSeq and is a predicted model, not a curated record.